AUUCCGGGUCAGAAGAAAAACACGACAGGCAGACAGACAACAUAGGUUUAUGAAGGGUUUUACUUUCAUGGCGGCUGCUUCUUCUCCUUACCACUAACCUUCAAAUCUUUCAAACGCUCAAAUUUUCUCGGGAAAAUUCUCAAUUUUCCAUUCCUCGUUUUCAUCACCACAAAAAUGUGGUCCAAACUAGCCAAACGUGCUUCCUCAAGGAGGUUCAUCUUACCCUCUCAAUCCUCUACAUCACUGAGAUUUUCUCACCAACAUAAUUUUCCCGAGAAAAUCUUAAGGCACCCAUUUUCUCGUUUCAGUCAAGUUGGAAUCUUUACAUCAGAAUACAAACUGGGUCGAUCCAAUUUUUCGUUUUCUGAACACCCUUUUAGUUUUUCUUCAAUUUCAUUGAAUCAUUUUAGAACCUACGGUAGUGUUGCUGCUGAAGCUAUUGAAUCAACUGAUACAGAAGAUGAUUGUUCUGGUUCAGAAGAAGUUGUUCAGAAAUUGUUAGAUCAAAUGGUGAUUGAAGAAGAGAAGAAAAACCCUCAAUUAGAGGAGAAGAAGAAGAACAAGAAUAAUAGUUACAAGUAUAAAAUGCUUAGGAGGAGACAGAUAAAGAUUGAGACUGAGGCAUGGGAAGAAGCAGCAAGAGAGUAUCAGGAAUUGUUGGAAGAUAUGCGCGAACAGAAACUUGCGCCAAAUUUGCCUUAUAUGAAAUCAUUGUUUCUUGGUUGGUUUGAGCCUUUGAAGAAUGCAAUUGCUGCUGAUCAAGAGAUUUGUAAGGAUACUAAAACGAGGUUGAGUCAUGCGCCUUAUUUCAAUGAAUUGCCUCCUGAUAUGAUGGCUGUUAUUACUAUGCAUAAGUUGAUGGGAUUGUUGAUGACUAAUAGUAAUGGGGUUGGUAGUGCUAGGGUAAUUCAAGCUGCUUGUCAAAUAGGUGAAGCCAUUGAACAUGAGGGUAGGAUAUACCGAUUCAUGGAGAAGACAAAAGUGAAGAAAGCAACCAGUCACAAGUCUGAUAGUGAUUCUGUUCCUGCACCUGUAAAAGGUGAAAACCUGACAGCUGAAGAGAAUGAGAAACUUGCUAAAGAGGAGAAAAGACUUAGGAAUAAAGUUGCUAGUUUAAUAAAAAAGCAGAAGAAGCAACAAGCUUUGGGGAUAGUUAAAGGAAGAGAUCAGGCGAAACCUUGGGGACAAGAAGCUCAAGUAAAGGUCGGCUCUCGUUUGAUACAACUGUUAAUAGAGACAGCCUACUUAGAACCACCAGCCAAUAAAUUCGGAGAUGGUGGUCCAGAUAUUUUUCCUGCAUUUAAGCAUACCCUCAAGACAAUUUCAAAUGAUUCAAACAAUGGAAGUAGGAGAUAUGGCGUUAUUGAAUGCGACCCUAUGAUACAGAAGGGCCUGGAAAAGACUGCUAGGAACAUGGUUAUCCCCUACAUGCCAAUGUUGGUUCCACCGAAUAACUGGAUAGGGUAUGACAAAGGAGCAUACUUGUUUUUGCCAUCAUAUGUUAUGAGAAUACAUGGAGCAAAGCAGCAACGUGAUGCUUUAAAAUGGGCUCCCAAGAAUCAACUUGACUCUAUUUUUGAGGCCCUUAAUACCCUUGGUAAUACCAAAUGGAGGGUGAACAAAAGUGUACUCGGCGUGAUAGAUCAAAUAUGGGCUAAUGGAGGUCGCGUGGCUGACCUGGUGGAUCGUGAUGAUCUUCCCCUCCCAGAGGAACUAGACACAGAAGAUGAAUCAGAAAUUCGAAAAUGGAAGUGGAAAGUUAAAAACGUGAAAAAGGAGAACAAUGAGAGACAUUCACAGAGAUGUGAUAUAGAACUUAAACUUGCUGUUGCACGAAAGUUGAAGGAAGAAGACGGCUUCUACUAUCCUCACAAUCUUGAUUUUCGAGGGCGUGCUUAUCCUAUGCACCCGUAUCUGAAUCAUCUUGGUUCUGAUCUAUGUCGAGGCAUACUUGAGUUUGCAGAGGGACGUCCUCUGGGGAAGAAAGGCUUGCAAUGGUUGAAAAUACAUCUGGCAAAUUUGUAUGCCACUGGUGGUGUGGACAAGUUAAGUUAUGAUGGUCGAGUAGCAUUUACUGAGGACCACCUGGAUGAUAUUUUCGAUUCUGCAGACAGGCCGCUUGAAGGAAAGCGGUGGUGGUUGCAAGCAGAGGAUCCUUUUCAGUGCUUGGCAGCAUGUAUCAAUCUCUCUGAAGCAUUGAGAAGCCCCAAUCCCGAGGCUACCCUUUCUCAUAUGCCUGUACACCAGGAUGGUUCAUGCAAUGGCUUACAACACUAUGCAGCACUUGGUAGGGACAAGUUGGGAGCUUCUGCAGUCAAUCUUGUUGGUGGAGAUAAGCCUGCUGAUGUUUACUCGGGAAUUGCAGCCAGAGUACUUCAAAUCAUGAAAAGAGAUGCAUUGAAAGAUCCCGCAACUGAUCCACAUGCGUUGCAUGCUAGGCGUUUGAUCAACCAGGUGGACCGAAAGUUGGUGAAGCAGACAGUGAUGACAUCGGUCUAUGGAGUGACUUACAUUGGGGCCCGAGACCAGAUCAAGAGGAGGCUUAAGGAGCGUUGCGCGGUUGAGGAUGAUUCAGAACUAUUUGCUGCAUCAUGCUAUGCUGCAAAAACCACUCUCACCGCCUUAGAAGAGAUGUUUGAGGCUGCAAGAAGUAUUAUGGGUUGGCUAGGUGAUUGUGCAAAGGUGAUAGCCUGCACAAACCAAGCAGUGCGAUGGGUCACUCCCCUUGGGCUUCCAGUUGUACAACCUUACCGAGAAGUAGGAAGACACCUGAUCAAGACAUCCCUUCAAGUAUUGACACUACAGCGGGAGACUGACAAGGUCAUGGUAAAAAGGCAGAGAACAGCUUUCCCCCCAAAUUUUGUUCACUCUCUUGAUGGUUCUCACAUGAUGAUGACUGCAGUUGCUUGUAAACAAGCAGGGAUGAACUUUGCAGGGGUGCAUGAUUCUUAUUGGACACAUGCAUGUGACGUUGAGGAAAUGAACAGGAUACUCAGGGAAAAGUUUGUUGAACUCUACGAAACUCCGAUAUUGGAAAAUUUGUUGGAGAAUUUUGAGAAGACUUUUCCCAAUUUGAAGUUUCCUCCUUUACCGGAACGAGGAGACUUGGAUCUUCAAGAAGUUUUGAAGUCUCCCUAUUUUUUCAACUAGACUGCACAAAUUCUCAUGUUGCUUAUCUAGUACCACCUUCACAUGUGGUCCAGUGGAGUUAACUCCAAUGUGAUGAAAUUUGUAAGAUAUAUACUUGCAUGGGGUUGCAAAAGCUCGAAGAACAGACAAUGCAACAAAUUAGUGUUCAAGCAAAUAUUCAGGUUGCCGUAACUCAGUACUCCUUGUCUGGAACUAGAAAUCUGGUGCUAAUUUGCCAUUGAAAAGAAAGAUUGCCCCACAUAUGGGGCAUUACAAGUUGAUUUUGAAUUGGAUCAGUUACAAAGCAAGAAGAUUCAACAUAUACAGCAGCCAAUCUGUUUUUGUCCAUGGUUGGUGUAACAUAGACUAAUAAAAAGGAUUGAAGUGAUCAUAUAAGGUGAUUUACUCAGAUAUGGACACUAGCUCUAGUGAAGCAACCAAAAUUGGGGUUUUGCUUUUUGUAUAAGUUGUAUUUUAUUUCAUUCUUUUUGGUUUGUGGAGAGGGAAAUGGAAGCAUAUGUAGCAUUUUUUUUGUCAUGGUUACUGUAAUAUUUAUUCUCACACUUUUUCCAUUAUCUGAAAUAACUUAUACUUAAUGUAAAUAAUACCAAUAAAAGCAAUAUUAUCAGAAGUUGUCAAA
Molecule: messenger RNA, 3769 nt
Organism: Medicago truncatula (barrel medic)
Lineage: Eukaryota; Viridiplantae; Streptophyta; Magnoliopsida; Fabales; Fabaceae
Product: DNA-directed RNA polymerase 1B, mitochondrial
Exons: 19
Coding region: 175-3150 (991 amino acids)
Biological process (GO): mitochondrial transcription
Cellular component (GO): mitochondrial DNA-directed RNA polymerase complex
Molecular function (GO): DNA binding; DNA-directed RNA polymerase activity
Source: RefSeq, a predicted model, not a curated record